Molecule: messenger RNA, 939 nt
Organism: Talpa occidentalis (Iberian mole)
Lineage: Eukaryota; Metazoa; Chordata; Mammalia; Eulipotyphla; Talpidae
Product: olfactory receptor 6C74-like
Exons: 1
Coding region: 1-939 (312 amino acids)
Biological process (GO): G protein-coupled receptor signaling pathway
Cellular component (GO): membrane
Molecular function (GO): G protein-coupled receptor activity; olfactory receptor activity
Source: RefSeq, a predicted model, not a curated record
AUGGGAAACCAUACAAAAGUGACAGUGUUUAUCCUAGCAGGUUUGACUGAUGACCCACAAUUGAAUGUUGUAUUAUUCAUCUUCCUGCUUCUCACCUACUUGCUGAGCAUCACUGGCAACCUGGUCAUCAUCACACUCACCCUGGUGGACAUUCACCUCAAGACACCCAUGUACUUUUUCCUUCGGAAUUUUUCCUUCUUAGAAAUUUCCUAUACUACUACCUGCAUCCCUAAAUUGCUUGCUACUAUAGCAACUGGAGACAGAACAAUAUCUUAUAAUUGUUGUUACACUCAAGGGUUUUUUGCCUUUCUUCUUGGAGUAUCUGAAUUUUUCUUGCUGACCGCCAUGUCCUAUGACCGUUACGUGGCCAUCUGCAAGCCCCUGCACUACACCACCAUCAUGAGCAGUAAAAUCUGCAUAAUGCUUGUCUUCUGUUCUUGGUUAGCUGGCUUUUUGGUCAUCUUUCCACCACUCACCAUGGCACUAAGCCUUGACUUCUGUGCUUCCAACAUUAUCGAUCAUUUUUACUGUGAUACAACCCCAGUCUUGCAGCUCUCCUGCUCAGACACAAGUCUCCUUGAGACCAUGGGGUUCAUCUCAGCUUUGGUAACACUUGUGUUCACAUUGGUAUUGGUGAUCAUAUCAUAUGGCUGCAUUGCUUUGACCAUUAUAAGAAUCCCUUCAACUAGUCAGAGGAAGAAAGCUUUCUCGACAUGUUCUUCCCACAUGAUUGUAUUAUCCAUUUCUUAUGGCAGCUGCAUCUUCAUGUAUGUGAAACCAUCAGUCAAACAAAGAGUAUCUAUUUCCAAGGGAAUUUCAGUGCUCAAUACUUCUGUUGCUCCACUUUUAAACCCUUUCAUCUACACCUUACGGAACCAACAAGUGAAAACAGCCUUCACACAUAUGAUACAGAGGAUUGCUUCUUUCUCAAAAAAAUGA